Molecule: messenger RNA, 2166 nt
Organism: Venustampulla echinocandica
Lineage: Eukaryota; Fungi; Ascomycota; Leotiomycetes; Helotiales; Pleuroascaceae
Exons: 3
Coding region: 1-2166 (721 amino acids)
Biological process (GO): DNA-templated transcription
Molecular function (GO): DNA binding; zinc ion binding
Source: RefSeq, a predicted model, not a curated record
AUGCAGAGGGGCAAGCGACUUGUGGAAGAUGUCGAGAAGGAGGCAUUGAAUGCACGUAAGUCUGCUUUACCAAUCCACGACCCAUGGAUUUUGCCAGGUCGACCCCCAACCUCCAAAUCUCCGAUGGAAUCCUACGUUCUUGCAUCUGGAGAAGCACUUGCCCCUGUUCCCAGCCCUGCUUCCGAUUUCGUUGUUCUCAGGCAGCGCCUAGAAAGGGUGCGAUCAAAGGGCAAAAGCUCCCAGUUACCAAGACAGCAGCAAAUACUACAAGCACGCACCUCACCGGCUUCACCUCCUGAUACUGGGCACCAGGUCGAUUUGCCGUCUUCCCCACAGUCAGCGAGUGGUGGUGAGCCACAACAACCGCAAGGCCAUGCACAGCCACAGCAGAACCUGGAGCAAGCCCAGCAGCAGCAGCAGCAGCAGCAACCAAGUCGUCACAAGCACAGACUCGUCCUCAAUGAUAAGGACAUGGUCGAGGAGGAUUUGGCGCGGACAGCCUUAACUAAAUUCCUUCGCCGUGGCUUCAAGGCGCCCACGUGGUCAGUUUUCCAACCGUGUGAUCCUAUACGAGUCGCAUAUGUAGGCACACCAACGUCAAACUUGGCGUAUCUUGUCGGACAAGAAUCGCCACAUCGCGGCGAUGCGUCUUUACAUUUUUUAUUUCCCAGCAUUCGUCCUGCGCUGCCCUGGAAACCAAGCAAGGACAUGUCCCUCGUGAAAUGGUACUCUAGUAUGGCGGACGACGUCAGUCUUCUACCGGAGAAGGAAGUAUGUGAUCAGCUCGUAGAAGCUUUCUUCACCAAGAUACAUCCAGGCUUUCCGGUGCUUGACGAAGCAGAAUUUCGCUUGCAAUAUGCGGAUGAUAUGAAUCCGGUACCACUCCUCAUACUUCAGUCCGUCCUAUUAGCGGGUGCUCAGGUCUGUGACCACCCAGAGGUUGUCAAGUCGCGGUCUUUAAUCAAGGUCGCUUUAUUUCGCCGUGCCAAGGCCUUGUUUGAUCUUCGCUAUGAAAACAACCGUGAACAUCUGGUUCAAGCAGCCCUUUUAUUCACGUGGCAUUCCGAAGGCGCCGAUGACAUAGGGGUCAAUGCAUAUUAUUGGAUUGGUGUUGCAAUACGCAUUGCUUUUGGUCUUGGCCUGCACCGAAACCUUUCUCCCUCCACUCGGAGUGUUAUUCCUCUGCAAGACCGACGAAUACAACGGCGUUUGUGGUAUGUACUUUUUCAAUAUGAUGUGCUCGCCAGCCUGCAACAUGGGCGACCGUUAAUAAUCAAUGACGACGAUUGCGAUCAGCCGCCACUUGUCACCGAAGACUUUAUUGAGAUCGACGGCCAUAUCAACAAAAAUAUCCGCGCUGAUUACUGCAUGCAGAGUAUCAAGCUCUGCCAUAUAAUCGUCUCGAUUCUAAAGCUCUUCUCCCCCGGAUCACUCCGUCGUCACCAUAUGAACGAGGAACUGAUCGAUGCGAGUCGCACAGCCCUUGAUUCCCAGCUCGAAGCGUGGAUAAUAAGCCUCCCUCCUCAUCUCGCCAAUCCGUCUCGCCGACCUCAGGAUUUCUGGUGCACACAGAUUCAUCUCCACUACAACCUUGCCCUCCUCCAGCUCUACCGCACUACCCACCUUGCUAGUCGAUCCUUCUCCCCUCAAGUGUCCAUAAGUCUAAACCACUCCCCGAAGUCCGUCGAGAUCUGCCACAACUCCGCCACAUCUAUCUCCCAGCUGUUUAGCACAUUACUAAUGUCCCGCAAGAUCGAUCAGUGCUGUUUCACAGCUCUCAGUUUACUCCUUGCCUCUGCCAUCCAAAUCAGCCUUAAGGCAAGGUUCGCCUCCUCUAGCAGCCCACCUAUUCUAGCCCUUCAAGCACAAUCCCGCCUCGAGGAUCUCUUUCCGGUGAUGGAGGAGGUAGCAAAAUACUGGCCAUCUGUUGAAGCAAUACAUCGCCUUUUCCGCGGCGUUUUGGGUGAAAUGAAACUUGAAUUUGAAAGAAAUCACACAGCAGAGAGUUUGCAAAGCAUGCAAGGCUCGGGCCCGGUGAUUCAGCCCGUACAGACGACUAACUUUGGAGCAGCGCAUGGACCGUUUGCAGAGAUUGGUCUGUCUGAUGGAGAUUGGAAUGUUCUACUCGGGACAUGGGAUGCGCCAAUACUUUUCGACGAUGUUUAA